Messenger RNA from Phaedon cochleariae (mustard beetle), 1084 nucleotides. NCBI's taxonomy places the organism in Eukaryota, Metazoa, Arthropoda, Insecta, Coleoptera, Chrysomelidae. The record is from the annotation of a GenBank genome assembly.
UGAUCAUAUGUUUUUGUUUAUGUUAUUUUUAUUUUGAUGCUGUGAUUAUUGUGUGUAGUGGUUUGGAUAUUGGUUCUCUUUUUGAAAUGUUGAGAUAAUAGACUAAUGGUGGCUUCAAGUGCAAUAGUGGACCACUCAACGGACCAACCCACAAAAAUAAUCUUUUCGUAAUCCCAUGAUGUUAUUGUGAUUUAACGAUUUGCCAACAAAAACUGGAAAAAUAGCUGUCAUCACAGGAGGGACUAGAGGAAUCGGACUCGAAGUAAUAAAAAUGCUCCUGCAAUGUGAUAUCACCAUUGUAAUUGGUUGUAGGAAUAUCAAACAAGGGGAAGCACUGCUUGGUAUUUUCCGAAAAGAAGGUAUCACAAAAGGAAAAAUAGAUGUGAUGAAGUUGGACAUUAGUGUGAUGGAUUCAGUGAAAGAAUUCGCGAAGGCAGUGAGAGAAAAAUAUCCCUUGAUUCAUUACUUGAUAAAUAAUGCGGGCAUUAUGUUCGGCCCUUAUGUUGAGACCAGAGAUGGAUACGAAUCCCAAUUUUCCACUAACUACUUAGGCCAUUUUCUUCUGACUCAUCUUCUUUUGCCACGAAUCAAAGAUGCCGGGAAGGAAGAUGACAUGGCGAGGAUUGUCAAUGUUUCAUCUUGUGCCCACAUGGUGGCAGCAGAAAUAAAUUUCGCAGAUAUUAACAACAGGAGCGAAUAUAUAACUGGCUGGGCUUACGCCCAAUCGAAGCUGGCUCAGGUUCUCUUCACGAACUACUUGGAGGAUCUCCUGAGGCGAGAGGGGGCAUUCGUGCAAGUGCAUGCAGUCCAUCCGGGAAUCGUGAACACAGAACUGUUCGACGGGUCUUAUCUGAAGAAUAUGGCCCCUUGGUUGCCCGCCUACUUCUUCAAGAGUCCUGAACGAGGAGCUGUCCCCAUAGUCUACGCCUGCCUUUCAUCACAACUCGAGGGAAAAGGAGGAACCUACAUAACGAAUUGUGAAGUUUAUCCUCCGAGUGAGAUAGCGAAGUCGACAGAGUUGCAAAAGAAAUUGUUCGAUUUCACUAAAGACAUUCUCAAAAUCGAGGAUUUUGGGAAGAAAUGA